AUGCCCGUCUUCAACGGGUACGAGUACUUCCAAGUCUCCAGAUCAGAGGCCAGGCUGACCCGCUUCAUCGCGGAGCUGUCGGGCGAGGCCGCCGGCACCGCAACCCGCGUGCAGCAGUGCCUGCUGGGCCUGCUGCUGGUGCUGCAGCGGCUGGUCCGCUGGGUGCAGCUGGCAGCCGUGGCGCUCCAGCUGCAGGGCCAGCGGCAGCAGCUGGUGUUUGCGGGCGCUGCCGCCGCUCCCGUCGGCAGCGACGGCGGCGCCUCGCUGGGAGCAGCCCCCGUUGCCGCUGCCGCACCGGCACCAGCCCCGGCUGUGCAACAGCAGCCGGCUGCUGCGGUCAUGGACUUCCUCAGCGCUGCCACCAUGGGGGCGGUGGAGCAGUUGCGGCACACCCUGACCGAUGCCACCCAGGGCAUCGAGUCGAAAAUGAGCGCCCUGGAGCGCACAGCCAGCAUCGUGCAAGGCACGCUGUUCCAGGCUGCCCAAGCGCACUCCGAGGCGGUCCGCUCCAACCCCGAGGGCGGCAUGUGGAAGCAGCCGUGCGUGGCGUCGGUGAUCAGCGAGGAGGAGCGUCUGCGGCAGGCCGUGUUUGCCCAGGUGUAUGCCGAGCUGCUGCAGAAGGACAACAAGGACAUCAGCUUCAAGCCCUGA
This is a messenger RNA of Chlorella variabilis, 651 nucleotides long. RefSeq names its product expressed protein. The record is from RefSeq and is a predicted model, not a curated record. The coding region runs from base 1 to 651 and encodes 216 amino acids. The transcript is spliced from 3 exons. Lineage: Eukaryota; Viridiplantae; Chlorophyta; Trebouxiophyceae; Chlorellales; Chlorellaceae.